Rhizopus microsporus ATCC 52813 is the source of this 750-nucleotide messenger RNA. RefSeq names its product alpha/beta-hydrolase. The transcript has 6 exons. The coding region runs from base 1 to 750 and encodes 249 amino acids. Gene Ontology annotation, molecular function: hydrolase activity. The record is from RefSeq and is a predicted model, not a curated record. Lineage: Eukaryota; Fungi; Mucoromycota; Mucoromycetes; Mucorales; Rhizopodaceae.
AUGUCUUACUCCAAAGCUUGCUGUUCUAUCCCUCCUGUUGUCUCUGAUUAUAGCCCAGUAGGAGCUAUGGAAAACCUGGGCGAUCUUCCUUUAUACACAGUGGGUCCCAAGGAUGCUAAAAAAGCUGUUUUGGUCAUAUAUGAUAUCUUUGCUCUUAAAAACAACACAAAGCAAUUUUGUGAUAUCUUGGCUAAACAGUGUGGAUGGAGAGUUGUCAUGCCAGACUUUUUCCGUGGAGAAGACGCUGCCCGCUUUUUCGAUAACGGUUUCGAUCGUGAAGGUCUUGUAGCUUGGAUUGGUCAAAAAGGCACAAUAGAGACCAUUGAACCUGAUAUUCAACGCGUACAAGACUAUCUUAAAGAGCAAGGUGCUGAUGCUGCUACUUUAGUAGGUUUCUGUUGGGGUGCCAAGAUCGCUAUUCAAAUCACCGCCAAGCUGCCUUUCUUUGUCGGAGUCUCAAUGCUCCAUCCUUCAUUUGUUGAUCCUAAAGAUGCAGAAACAGCUAAUGCACCUAUCUUGGCUAUUCCUUCCAAAGAUGAACCAGACAUGACCGAAUAUAUGAGCAUUCUCUACAAGAAGCCAUUUGGAAAUUUGUGUGAACACCACCGCUUUGAUGAUAUGUCCCAUGGUUUCUGUGGUGCUCGUGCCGAUUAUAAUGAUGAAAAUAACAAGAAGAGAGCUACUGAAGCUAUUCAAUUGACUGUCAAUUUCUUUAGCAAAUGCUUCAAGUCUAAGGAUGCUUCUUUGUAA